Mytilus californianus (California mussel) is the source of this 1224-nucleotide messenger RNA. RefSeq names its product BTB/POZ domain-containing protein 6-like. The record is from RefSeq and is a predicted model, not a curated record. The transcript has 4 exons. Gene Ontology annotation, molecular function: protein binding. Bases 45 to 1064 code for a protein of 339 amino acids. NCBI's taxonomy places the organism in Eukaryota, Metazoa, Mollusca, Bivalvia, Mytilida, Mytilidae.
AAGAAACUUCUGACAAUAAAACAAUGUUACCAUUCUAAUCAAAGAUGUCAGAAGAGGUUAUCGACUGGAGGCACGAUAAAUCGCCACAAGACUGUCUUAAAUAUUUACUGUUUAAAGAAACCUUAUCAGAUGUUCAUUUCAUCUUCAACAAUGACUAUUCGUCUGGUAGGGUACCAGCACAUACAUUUGUACUUGCCAUGCGCAGUGCAGUCUUUGAAGAUGAAUUAUUCACAGAACGUGCAGAACACGAGGAUAUUCUUGUAGAAGAUAUUUCAAAAGACAUAUUUGAAAUGAUGUUAAAAUAUAUUUACACAAACAUGACAAAGAUAACCAAUGCAAAUAGCGUCGGUUUGUUACAAGCAGCCAUGAAAUAUCAGAUUCAGGGACUAGCCGACUUGUGUGUUGCACAUAUGGAAAGAUCACUCAACCGGAACAACGUCUGCAAAAUUUUGGACGAGGCAGUCAACUUCGACAUUCCUUCAUUAAAGACAAGUGCUUUAUAUUUUCUUUCAAAUUUUACCAGGGAAGUUUUCAAAACAGAGGGAUUUUUAUCUCUUUCUUACACUAGUCUGGAUUUAAUUUUAGAUCUUGACAAACUGUCAACAUCUGAAAUUGAAGUUUUCAAAGCUGUCGUUUUGUGGGCUGAUGAGCAAUGUAAAAAGAACAAUAUACCAGAUGAAGGGGAAAAUAAAAGAAACAUACUUGGAGACAUGUUCUACAAACUCAGAAUUCCUGCUAUGACUUUACGACAGUAUUCGAACAUUGUGGUAACGAGUGAAUUACUGACCGAACAAGAACAGUUACAGUUAUUUAAGUACUUCACACUUCAACCGUCAUCGAAAUCAAAAGUAUCCGUGACAAUUGCUAAUUUUCCGAUGAAACCAAGGUUAAGGACAAAGGCUUUAGAUGAUUGGCAACCCAAAAAGUCAACACCAACAAAAAAGAAACAAGUACGAUUUGCAUCAAGUAAUCAAGUAAAUGUAACGCAACUCCCGGCCGAGCCAGUUUACGGGGAAGAUAACUUAGACGCAAGAGAAGUGGAAGCUCAAGAAGUUUUUGGAUGAAAUACUUGUACUAUGUACUGUCAAUCAGUAAUAAAACAUGUUAUCUUUAGAUAACAAGCUAGUUGUGCUUUUAAUAUUUUGUUCUGUUGAUCUGUUUUUGUGUACUCACUGAAUAUUAAUAUUUGUUAUACAAGUAUGUUUAUAUAAAAGUUUUUUUUUG